AUGAGUAUGCGACUCGCGGCCUGGAGGAAGGCGUCUUCAGGCUUCAACACACCACUGGGCAAGGACCUGAACUCAAAACUCUCGCUUGACCAAUCCCAUGGCCCACGCACAGCGUCGCUCCGGUGUGCAACACCUGCAAAUGGCGGUGGCACACCGGUGAUAUUCGCAUCCUCGUAUGGCUCGACGUCCGGGUCACAGCAACAGAAGAAAAGUCUUGAUAGGGAUUUCUUCGUCUCGGUUCUCGAGACCUCAGUCACAAAGCGCGAUGCCAAAGCUUAUAUGAAUAAAUUUGUUCCGCUUUUGGAGAAGAAAGGGGCGACCGACUUCAAGCAACGCGCCGCUCAACCCCUCCAGGACACCAACAGCAUUGCGCCCGAGAGUAUGGGGCUCAAAGACACCAUCAAUCAUGUCGCGUUAAACAAAAAGACUACCAGUGGUCCUGAGACAGAGGAGGAGCUCGCUAUCCAGGAGUACGUCGCUCUGGUCAAAUUCCGCGCCCCUGAGAUGGUGAACGAUGCCACGAUGAAUGGGGUGGGCAAGACUCUCAGUCAGCUGCGGAAGCUUGGCUUGAUCAGCAUCGUGGUCGUCGAUUGUGAGAGUACUCGAGAAGACGUGGCUACGCAACGCCAGGCCGCCAGCAUGCAAGCGAACCGUAUCUCGAUGGCCGUCGACAAUUUUGAUGCUCUAGGAGCACGGGUCAUCGACUCCCCAAUCAUGAUAGGGAAUCCAGUCAAUCCGGCCGCCUCGCCCUUCGUCACCCGAGACCUAUAUAUCGCCAAUCCUAGCGAUCUAAUGACUACUCUGCAAGAUGAGGUUAUCCCCAUCAUUCCUUCUUUCGGUUAUACCGCGGAUACGUGCACCAUCAAACCGGUCAAGGCAGACGAUAUCAUGCUGGCCCUUACAAGGCAGUUGUCGGGUCUUCAAUUUUUGGAUCAAGCUACCCCCGACGACGCGCGAACCACACGCCUGUCAAGGGCCGCUGAGGUAUAUCGCAUCGUCGUACUGGACCCCUUGGGCGGGAUCCCAGCCACGAAUAGAGCUACUGGGCGACAUUUGUUCUUGAACCUUGAGCAGGAAUUUGAGGAGGUCAAGAAGGACUUAGAGGCAUCACUACCUUGGACGUACGACACCGUAGACGGGAAACACCGGGACAAUCUGCAGCAUCUGGAGAACGCCGAACUGGUGAAGAAUAUCUUAUCUUUGCUUCCCCCGACAUCUUCAGCCGUCAUCACUACACCACAAGAGGUGGCAAAGGAGCAACUUGAAAAGGAGUGGGCGCCGCUCGUCGAGACCAGGAGGGGGCAGAAUCCGCUGAUACACAGUCUCCUGACGGACAAACCUGUUCAGUCAUCGUCCUUGCCAUCUGAGCGCUUCAGACCCGUCACAUCUUCUACGGGAACAUCACAGAUUGGGUCCCUGACAACAUUGGCAAAGCGCGGUAUGCCUCUGACCAUAUUUCCCGACCCUCGGGUGACGCCUUGGAAAGCACCGCAACCAGGGCAGAAAAGCCUCAAGCUUACCGAUCCGUGUAUCGACCUCCCGCGGUUGGUGAAGCUGAUUGAAGACUCGUUCGGCAGAAAGCUUGACGUCGACGACUACUUGAGACGAGUGGAUGACAACCUCGCGGGCAUUAUCAUCGCCGGCGAAUACGAGGGCGGGGCACUAUUGACGUGGGAGAAGCCUGCGGGCAUGGAGGACACGGAGGCGAGAAAUAGCAACCGACUAAUACCAUACCUGGACAAGUUCGCGGUCCUCCGCAAGAGCCAGGGAGCGGGCGGUGUGGCAGAUAUCGUGUUCAACGCCAUGGUGAGAGACUGCUUCCCGGAAGGGGUCUGUUGGAGGAGCAGGAAGGAUAACCCGGUCAACAAAUGGUAUUUCGAACGGUCCCGGGGCUCGCUCAAGUUCAAGGACAUGAACUGGACCAUGUUCUGGACGACGCCGGAGCUGGCGUUGGAUGAGCGGAAAUUCAGGGACUACGAGAGUGUCUGCCGUGGUGUAGAGCCUUCGUGGGCGGACAAGAAGCACAUUGUUGACUAA
Molecule: messenger RNA, 2037 nt
Organism: Anthostomella pinea
Lineage: Eukaryota; Fungi; Ascomycota; Sordariomycetes; Xylariales; Xylariaceae
Source: the annotation of a GenBank genome assembly